Molecule: messenger RNA, 11292 nt
Organism: Amphiprion ocellaris (clown anemonefish)
Lineage: Eukaryota; Metazoa; Chordata; Actinopteri; Pomacentridae
Gene: xkr6a
Product: XK, Kell blood group complex subunit-related family, member 6a
Exons: 4
Coding region: 609-2315 (568 amino acids)
Biological process (GO): phosphatidylserine exposure on apoptotic cell surface; engulfment of apoptotic cell; apoptotic process involved in development
Cellular component (GO): plasma membrane
Source: RefSeq, a predicted model, not a curated record
GGAUGCCGGGUAGCUGCGGCCUGAGCGCGGGCGACAAGGGAGGCAGGAGUCGGGGGACCUCCAGAGGGUUUUAGGAUACAGGAGGAGACAGAAUAGUGUGGAGACCGAUGCGCGCACACGCACGCACGCGCUUGAGUCACUUUUGGGGGUGCACAUUAUAGCCCCCCCCUCCCUUACACACACACACACACACACACACACACACACACACACACACACACACACUCACACACACACACACACGUCUUAAGAACAGCGGGAGAUGCAUUACGUCAUAGCCUCCCGUCGCCCUAGUUGACCGCGCGCGCAGGACGGGAUGAUGCAGGGCUGCUGGACCACAACGGGAACGGAUUCCGCUGCUGCUGCACGCGAGCGCCCGGUGGCGGUGUCCGGACCGCACGAGGAAGAAGGGGAGCCGCCGUCGCGCGGCCGCCGGCUCUGAUGGCUCCUCGCGCCCCGGGCGGGAAAGAGACACAGCAGUCGCCGCGGCGCGAGAGGGAAGGGGACAGCAGGUAUCUGGGAAGUGACGUGGAAUCCGCGCCCCGCGAGAAAGCACCACGGUGCGGUUGUCGUGCGUUUCGCAGGAGGGCAGGAGCGGGAAGGGGAACAUGGCCGCGCAGUCCGACGGCGGCAAAGCCGGGGUCGGGUGCGGUGGCGGCGGCUUCGCCCAGCUGUACGAUGUUGACGCCGAGGAGCCUCUGGACUCCGCCGCGAUCCACAUCUGUCAGUGCUGCCGCUCCUCGGCUUGCUACUGGGGCUGCCGCUCCGCCUGCCUCGGCUCUCUGCUCGGCGGGGGCCAGCCUGCCGGAGGGGUCGGCAUCCGGGAGACUCACUGCCCGCCCCGGGAGCAGCUGUGGCUGGACUGCCUCUGGAUCAUCCUCGCCCUCCUCGUCUUCUUCUGGGACGUUGGCACGGACCUGUUCCUGGCGGUGGACUACUACCAGAGACAGGACUACCUCUGGUUCGGCCUCACUCUCUUUUUCGUGCUGGUGCCGUCGGUGCUGGUCCAGAUUCUGAGUUUCCGCUGGUUCGUGCAGGACUACACCGGCGGGGGGCUCGGGGAGGUGGAGGGGCUGACCAAGCGGGGCACGGUGGCUCUGGGCUGCUUGUAUCCCGGCAGGGACCGCCUGCAGCUGGCCACCAUCUGGCUGUGGCAGGCCACUAUACACAUUCUCCAGCUGGGACAAGUGUGGAGGUACAUCAGGACGCUGUACCUGGGCGUCAUGUCGCGUCGGCAGAAGGAGCACCAGCGGCGGUGGUACUGGGCCAUGAUGUUCGAGUACGCAGACGUCAACAUGCUGCGACUGCUGGAGACCUUCCUGGAGUCGGCGCCUCAGCUGGUCCUGCAGCUCUGCAUCAUGAUCCAGGAGAACCGAGCUGAGACGCUGCAGUGCAUCUCCUCCCUGGCCUCCCUCCUCUCCCUCGCCUGGGUUCUGGCCUCCUACCACAAGCUGCUGCGAGACUCUCGUGACGACCAGCGCAGCAUGAGUUACCGCGGGGCGCUGCUGCACCUCUUCUGGCGCCUCUUCACCAUCUCGUCCCGCGUCCUCUCGCUGGCCCUCUUCGCCUCCCUCUUCCACAUCUACUUCGGCAUCUUCGUGGUGCUCCACUGGUGCGCCAUGGCCUUCUGGGUGGUGCACGGCGGCACCGACUUCUGCAUGUCCAAGUGGGAGGAGGUGCUCUUCAACAUGGUGGUCGGCAUCGUCUACAUCUUCUGCUGGUUUAACGUGAAGGAGGGCCGGACGCGCUACAGGAUGGUGGCGUACUACACAGUGGUGUUGGCCGAGAACACCAUCCUCACCGGCCUGUGGUACGCCUACAGGGACCCAGUGUUGACCGACUCCUACGCUGUCCCAGCACUGUGCAGUGUCUACCUGACGUUCGCCGGCGGCGUCCUGGUCAUGCUGCUGUACUACGGCUUCCUGCACCCCGCCACCGCCCACCUCCAGCCAAGCCCCGCCUCGUCCUGCUGCGCCCAGCUCCUCUGGGGCCUCCCCCUGCCCCCGUCAGCCCCGCCCACUGCCCCGCCCACCCCGGCCCACAUGGCCAAGUCCCAGACGGAAGAGGAUGUGGCCGAGACGUGUCUUCCCGUCUUCCAGGUGAGGUCCGUGCCCCCCACCGCCAAGCCCGAGGGACCGCUCAUAAAGAUCGACAUGCCCAGGAAGCGUUACCCAGCGUGGGACGCCCACUACGUAGACAGGCGCCUGCGGAGGACUAUAAACAUCCUGCAGUACAUAACGCCGGCUGCUGUGGGCAUCCGCUACCGUGACGGACCCCUGCUGUAUGAACUGUUGCAGUACGAGUCCUCACUCUGACACACACACACACGUUAACACACUACAGCACACACGAGCACCAUAAAAAACAUGUAUGUAUUCGUGGAUGUUCAGAUUUAGACACAAAGUCGCACUCAAUAUAAGCACACACAAACACAAAAGCAAUCUAUCACACACUCACAGUCACACACACACACAUUUCUUGCAGGUACCUUCGACCUGCGAGUCCCAUGGCCAUGACUCAACAAGCUGCUUCAGCGCGAGUCCAUCUCCUCCUCUCUCGAUCCUUCUGUCUCUUUAUCCAGCGCCUCUAAUUGCUCUUCACUGGGUCUCAUUUCUUAUAAUUUCACUCAUGCGCGCUCUUCCUCUGUGAAGAAAAAUUGAAAAAAAUUAGAAAAAAACGAGCGCCGUUUCACACCAGAGUCCUUGACCGCCGCAAAGCCAUUUAUGUUGCGCUCGUCGCGGGUUUCAGUAGAAUCAAAAGAUGUGACACAAAGAAAGAACAAACGUCACUUUUAAUAAAAGGAGUUUGUGAACAUGUUGUCGUUAGUCUAGUCAAAGGGUAGUGUAUAUAUUUUCUAUGUACAGAACGGAUUUGUUUUUUAAUGUGCCGUUAUGUCGUUGUUGGACAAAGCUGUUGGACACAUCAGUAUUUGGAGCCAUUUAACAAGGUCAACAGGGGAGCAUGAUGGGAAAGAUGGAGAAACCGCAAGAAUGAAUAAUAAUAGAAUAAUAAUAGAUUUAAAUUAAAAAAUGAAGCCAAACUUUUAGUUUAAACCUCUUAAAAGAAUAGUCUGACAUUUUGGGAAGCAGGUUUAUUUCUUGCCAGAGAAGAGAAGAUCUCUGUGCUUGAGCCAGGAGUCAAUUAGCUUAGCUUAGCUUAAGAACUGAAAGCAGGUGGAAACGACUAACCUAGCUAAGUUAGAAGUUAAAUAAUUCUCCCUGCCAACACUCAAAUUACGCAAAUUUACUGAUAUUAUCCCAAGAUUUGCAUCCAAAAUACUGCCGAAAUAUUUCUCAAUUUCAUUGUAUUUAGCUAAAUACGGGAGGUAAUUUGUGGUGGAGUUUCUAUUUUACUUGUUACGGACAUAGCAGAUUUGCACAGGAUUAAAAUGCAGACAACCUCUGCAAUCGUUACAAAUUACCUCUGGUCCUGUGGUGAUACUAGUCCUGUGCGUAUAUGAAAUGGGAAAAAUGUCAAUCUGUGGUUUAUUGAGUUUCGUUGAGGUGUCAGAGACUGCCUGGAGUCUUGCCGAUGGGAUAGUCAGAAUUAAUGUCUACUAAUUUAGAUUUUUUAACCUUUGGAAAGCUAACGGUUUGUCCCUGCUUCCAGAUUUGCGCUAAUCGAGGCUAACAGUCUCUUGGCUGUAGCUUCAUACUUAUCUGAGAGGUAAAAGAUAAUUGCAUAUCUUCUCAAAAAGCAAAUAAGUCCAACUGUUUCUUUAAGGACACUAACAUUUGCAUACAUUAUGUUGCUAGCAGCAUUAGCCCUCAAGUGAGGAAAAAAUAAUUAGUCUAGUAGCUGCUUAAAAUGGGAUUCAGAUGCACUAAAAUAAUAUAUUGUUUGCUGCUGAACACCAGGCAGUGUGAAAAUGUUCAAACGUGACCCAAAAAUGAUUGAGUAGUGGAAACAGGAGCUUCUGGUGAGUUUUCAAAGCUAACCUAAAGCUAAAACAGCUCAUUUUGUCUUAAUAAGCAUGUUGUAUGCUAAAGAGUGUACUAAAUUUCAACUUAGAACAGUUCCUAUUUCCUAAAUGUACACUUCUUAAUGUAACAAUCCCUCAAAAAUGCUUACCAGGCUUGUGUACUUUUGAAAAUCAACCCACUAAACAUUAAAGCUGCUCCUAACUUCAGAAACAAACAGAAGAAACCAAAAUAUGAACCAUCAAAGUCUGUAUUAGUGGAAGAAAUGCCAGCAGAUGUUUUCAGUAUUUAUGAUAAUCAUAAACACAGGAAGGGACAUAAGGCCGUAUAUGCUUAUCACAUUGUUUUCUGAGGAUCUAACCGUUCUCCAUCUUUUCCUGUUAUGCUUACAGGGCUAAUGUGAGGUUAAGUUUUCUCGCUACUUACGCUGUCAGCUAACAAUGCUCGACAACAACAACAAAAAAAAGAGGAAUCUCCAAUUUCAAUGAAUGCAAGACUAACUAUUUUUGAUCAUUUUUCUGUCUGUGAUGUCCUAAUCAUGUUGGUCCCACGCUAACAGGGUGCUGCCACUGAAACCGAUAUGAAACAGUUUGACUUCAAUUGUCACAACCCUCCCGAUGACUUGUCCUCUCUGGCAUCGCGUCCAAUAUCAACUCCUCCGAAGCCACCCACGGCUGAGCUGUGAUGUACGGCUCAUUAUUUAUUUUUUUUCGCUUGUUUAUCUCCUCUAAUCCAAGCUGUUACAUUGGCAGGCGACAACAAACGAUCCGAGAUAUCAGUCAUCAGCGAGAACGUCGCAUCUCCUGUAAUCACACGCUGUCGGGAGGGUUGCCUUCGCGCAGCGUGGUGGCGAGUAGAAACAAAAUCGAAGGUUUGAAAAGGUGUUUGGGGGAAAGCGUCCAACGCUCCACACCUUUCCUCCAGUGGAGAAGGGAGGUGAAACCCGGCCGUGAGCCAUUUCAGACAGUGCAGUUAGAAAAGAUGAACACAAACACACACGCUUCUUAACACUGCUGCUGUCCAAGAGGACUGAGCAGGUGAAAUAGUUAGAGCGCAUAGGGAGAAUCUAAAGGGGGCACUUUAACAUAUUUUGGAGUUUUGGUCUCUUCUUUUUUUUCCUCGUCAUGUGUUUGUGAGAACUCAUAAACACCACAAAGUUGACAGCAUUUGAUUGAUUGACUGAUUUAACCCUCCUGUUGUCUUCGUUUAUGGGUACCAAAUGUUUCCUUGUCUGAAAAAAUCCAAAAAUUCAGCAAAAAAAUUCCCCAAAUUUCUGAAAAUUUGCAAAACUUUCAGGAAGAAAAUUCCAAUAAUUCCUUGAAAUUUUCCCUUAAAAGUUUUAGGGAAAAAAUCCCCUAAAUUUGGCAAAAAAAUUCUCAUAAACAUUGUCAAAAAAAUGAGUAAAAAAUAUCUAAAAAUCCUAAAAAUAUCUAAAGUGAUUACACAUAUUUGGUAAAACUUCUAAAAUUUUCUUUAAGAACAUUCAGAAAAAAAAAUCAACCAAAAUCCAGCGAAAUUCGCUGGAUUUUGGUAGAUUUUUUUCCUGAAUGUUCUUGAAGAAACAUAUUUUUUGAACAUUUCUUUUUUUUCCCCACCAAAAAAUGUUCAAAAAUUACCCAAAAAUGUUGAAAAUGUGGAAGUUUUCACUGUGAAAAUAUUUUUUUUUCCCACAUUUUCAAACUUUAAAACGGGUCAAUUUGACCCACAGGACGACACGAGGGUUAAACAACAAAUCAAGCAAAUAUUCCCCAUUUCCAGCCUUUCAAAUUGGUGGAUCUUCAAAUUUUGAAUGAUUGGUGAGACAAAACAUGCAAUUUUAAGAUGUCAUCUUCAAAGUUUGGCUCUAGAAACUAAUUUUAGUAUGUGGUAUCAAACCUUUUUGCUUGUGUACCCACUUAAAAAUGAAACAACAGCUGCUUAUUUGUGUCUAGUAGUUCAAAAUGUGAUAGAAAAUAAUUGAUCAGAACUACGAGAUGCAGGCUUUUAUCAUCAUAAUGUGGAGAAAAAAAAUGGAGACUAACACUCGAAAUGCUGAAGUGUCCCUUUAAGUUAAAACGAGAAGUGAGCCUUCAUUAUUUUUCCGUGGUGCUAAGCCGAUCAACAACAAAAAAAAAAAAGACAAAUCAGUUCAUUUUUGCUGCAAAACUGGCGAAUAGAAUCAGUGACGCGCAACAGAAGCAGCCGCAUCGGUAUUCAUAUGGUGCAACACUCUCAAGCUACAGAGUCAAUCGGCUGCUAAUCCCACUUCAUAUGGUGCAAAUAUGAAAACACACGUACUUAUGGUGCAAUAAGGGCAGAUUGUCUCUUUGAAUUCUAUGGUGCAACUUGAGUACUGCCUUCAGUUGUCGGCCAAGGCUGUGCCAAAGGCUCCGUCCAAAUGGACAACUGCUCUUCCUGUCCUGCAGAAGCUAUGCAAGUCUCCGACGCAGGGAGAUGUGCUUAGUGUACACACAACACACACAUAUACACACAGACACACAGACACACAGGGUUUUCCUCUGCAGCAGGGAGAUAUGCUUCAUAAAUACACAAUGAAAAGUAGUGUCACAACAUGAGAUGUGCCCCUACCUCACUGCACACACACAAACACACACACCAAUCUCCAAUAAUCCCUUACCCCUUUAUAAUUUGGGAACAAUAUUCAUAUGGUGCUAUUGAGUAAAGUCGGAUGGUUUUUGUAUAGUCGUGGUUCCAGUGAAGAAUUUAGCCAAAUAUGUUUAGAAAACCUGACAUUCAGACCGCAAAUUCUGGGUUUCCCAGAGUGCACAUUAACCCUCGUGUUGUCCUGCGGGUCAAAAUUGACCCGUUUUAAAGUGUGAAAAUGUGGGGAAAAAAAUAGAUUUUCACAGUCAAACUUCUCAUGUCCACAUUUUCAACAUUUUUGGGAAAUUUUUGAACAUUUUUUGGUGGAAAAAAGAAAUGUUAAAAAUGUUCUUAAAGAAAAUAUUAGAAGUUUUACUCAUAUAUCUGUAAUCACUAGAUAUUUUUAGGAUUUUUUUGGAAGAUUUUUAUUCAUUUUUUGAAAAUAUUUACAAGAAUUGUCAAUGCCAAAUUUGGUUUGUUUUUGACAAUAAAACUUUCAAGGGAAACUUUUAAGGAAUUAUUGGAAUUUUCUUCCUUAUGGUUUUGCAAAAUUUUCAGAAAUUUGGGGAAUUUUUUUGCUGGAUUUUUUUCAGACAAGGAAACUGUAUUUUUUGGUGCCCGUAAAUGAGGACAACAGGAGGGUUAAAACAGCAACAAUUCUGUCUCUGUGAAAAAAAAACGAGCGACACAUAAAAGCUACAAUGCCUUAUCCGCUCGCCUGAAGAUAACCGAGAACGUACGAGGGUGGAGCCACUUUUUAUGUGUGCUCUAAUCCAGACAUGCACUGUACAUUAAGCAUGGUGUCAGAAAUCAAAGGAGAACAGCAUACUGUGUUAGCACGUCAUCCUAAAAAAUGAAUAUGUGCCAUGUCGAGAACACAGUCAGGCAUUUCUUGUUCGUUUCACAGAUUGUGCUCGUGAAUUCCUUGCAUGAAUGUUCUAGAUUUGAGGGCACAAACGAACAGGUUUGGAGAGUCACAGCUUGUGCUUCUGGGUUGUUAAAGGGAGAUUUAUUUUUGAGCUUCAGAGCAGCUGUCCCCGCUAGAUUUCUUUCUCCCCCCGAGCACUGACCUCUGAUCCUUUAACCCCAAACCACGGCCUCCUUUUGCACCCAGAGCUACAGCCAAUCAGAGAUCAGGUUUAUUACAGCCAAAUCAGGUCGGACACAACCAAAUAAUACAGCUCCUUUUUUUUUUUUUUUUACACAAGUUUGUAGCAUUCAGACUCGACUACGACCUCAUAAUCAAAGUGCAGGUAUCUUCACCCAGCAGUCAAAAACUCAUCCACACUGGGUCUACAGUUGAGUCUGCACUGCCACAAAAUAAAAGCUUUUUUUUGUUGUUUUUCCACCCAGAAAACCAGAGCCUUAGCCAGGCCCCACUCUGUAUGAAAUUAAAUUCCAGUCAGUGUAUGGCAUCCACAGCUAUGCAAGCUUACAGGCAAGAAGGUUCUGGGCUUAGAUAACCUUUACAAAAAAUAGCACAUCGCUAUUCUCAUGUAUUUUAGUGUUAUUUUUGCCUCUUUUUUUGGUAGUUUGCAAAGAAGAAGUGACGAAAAAGAUGAAACCACAAUGUGAUGUACCAUUUGUUUACAUUUUUUAAGCUUUUUGCAUUUGUUUAUGAUAAUUUGGUCACUUUUUAUGGACUUGUUUUAUAUUUCUCUGUCAAGAUUGUCCUUUGAUGGGUUCAAAUUGGUCAGGAGGGGAAAACUUGUGUAAUGUACCUUCACCUUGGGAAUAACUGGGAUGAAUGCAGCCUCCCGACUGAGGAAUGUGCAUCUUAUUGUGAAAAUUUAAACCAGAAAGUUAUUUUUUCUUUGGAUAAAUACAUAAAUGUUCCACUAUCAGGGUCUGCAAAGCAUAUGAGGCCUGUGGUAAGGCUGUGUAUGAUGUACGUGUAUGUGCGAGUGCAAGUACGUGUCACUAAUGCUUCAUAUGCUUUUUUUUCAGCCAAAGUUUUACUUGCUUGGUCCAGAGCUGUGAAAGUAUCAUUACUCAUCAUGGUUUUGUGGGACUUGAGGCCAGACGCUAAGCUGUUUCUGAUCUCAGACCAGUUUCUACCAGAUCUGAGUCCAACGACAAUUCUUUCCUUUUGGAACCGAAGGGGGUUUUCGCUUGUUUUGGCACAAAUACUCAGAUUUAAUCAGAAAAUAAGCGGAAAGGAUUUCAGUGGUUUGACUCAGGUUUGGAUUCUACAAGCACAGGGCAGGGUCAAACUAAACCCUAAAAUGGAUGUAUCUAUAAGAUGUACCAUGAGCUUUUAUUUUGUCGGGGUCAUGCUUUUCUACUGUGUUCUUCAGCUUGGAAAAAAAAGUAGCUCUAGCAAAUUUGAUGUGCAAAAGUAGCUUUUAUUUUCUCGUGGUUUGCAUUUUGAUUGUAAAUACCUUUUUCUGGUAAUCGUCCUCAGUUGGAUCUAUGUUCCAUGGGUUUGCUUAGAUGGCUCUUUCAAAUGUAAUGAUAGUAAAUGUUCUUUAUAAAUAUCCAGAAUGUAAAAUGAGAGAAGAAAAAUACAGCUCGACUGGAAACUGUGUUUUCGUAGGAAUCUGUGCCAUCGUGUUGUCAUGAGUGUAAGCAUACUGAUAUUAGAUCUGUAGACGGGAUGAAGUUUUUGGAGCUGAUUUGCCAGACAGCUAUAGUCAUGCUUUGGCUCAGUUUCUUUCUAAAAGAGUCCAAAUUAAACAAAAUGAGAAGUAAUUUGUUUAUUGUGUCGCUAAAGACAUUGCUUUUUAAUCUCUCUGCAAUGAAGUCCUCCACAAGUGUAUGAUUAUUGAAGACAAUAUAAUUUAACCAUUAGCAUUUUCUGAUUUUGCAAAAAUGUCAAUUUAAAACUGUACAUUUUGUGCCCAGUGGCUAAGUAUUUAGUUUCAGCUCGCAUGAAAGAUGGGAGCAGAGGGAAACAGCUAAUUAGCUUGCUAGGUAGCUUUGUCAAAAGAUCGCAACUAGCAAAGAGCCAAAUCAACUUCUGCUUCUUAAAAAAAUGUCACAUAUCAGGUUGUGUAUAGACUAAAUUAAGUAAAAAAGAUAAAGUAUUACUCUGUUAAAAUGUAGACCUAUAGGUUAGCUAUUUGACCUACUUCGUGUUGUUAUGCUAAUGACUAAUUAGCUAGAUAGCAUACUCUAAACAUGACGUUAUGGAUAUAUGAAAAAAAUGUUCACAUAUCUAGUUGUGUAUGGGCUAACCUAAAAAAGGGGGGAUAAACUAUUAAAUGGUUAAAAUUUAGAAGUGCUGGUUUGCACACUUUUUAAAAAAUAACUAGGGAGCCAAGCUAGCUGUUUUCGCUCUAUAUGCUAACGGCUAAUUAGCGAUUUAGCCUGGUCUAGCCAAAGAUAGUAACAAGCAGAGACAUAAAAGUGACACGUUAUGAGAAAAAAGAACACAUAUUUGGUUUUGUAUGAAUUAAAAUAAUAAAAUAAAGUCACAAAGUAUUAUUUGGUUAAAAAUUUAGAUGUGCUGGUUCUAGAAUUUUUUUUUUUAAAUAAGACCUAAAAUGUUGGACUAAGCAAGGCUAGCUGUUUUCCCUGUUAGCUAACUAGUUCACUAGCUCUGGCAAAAGACGGCAAAGAGACCAAGAAGUUGUUUCGAAGUUGCUGCUUAUAACAUUUAAAUUAAAAUCCACUUACCUGGUUGUGUAUGGAUUAAACAAACAACAAAAAGAUACAUUACCUACUGGCUUCCUUUUUUUUUUUUAAAGAAUUGAAGGCAGAGCUGGGCUGUUUCUUCUGCUUCCGUUUUUGUGCUAAAUGAAUCUCUAGACUUUAGCUUCAUGUUAGCAUACAGCAUACAUAAGAGUGGUGUUUUAUCUUUAGUAAUUUCCAGCCAAAAUGACAUAAAGUGUUACAUAAAUUUUCCGAAAUAUAAAAUGGUUCCUUUAAAAUAAGGUUAAACAGGCAUUUAUUGCAAAUACAUAGGUUUGCAUUAGAUAUAAGUGUAACAGUAUUGGCAAAAUGUUUCACCCAAAUUCCAAAUUUUAGCUUAGCAUAAAGGCAGGAAGUUAUGAAUGAAACCUAGCCUGGCUCUGACCAAAAAUUUGUCAACCAGAAACUCUAAAAUUCACUAUACCUUGUUUUACUUAUUCAAAACUUAAGAACCAUAUUAGCCGUUUCCUUCAGUUUCCAGCUAACACCAGCUAACUCAAUGACACCAAAGCCAUGUAGCCCAGGUGACUGUGAUAAAAAACAUCCAACAAUUACCUGAUUUCACACCUGAGCUGUCUGGCCAACAUCUCCUGACUUCACUGUAGAAAUGAUGGCUGCCGUCAUUAACCGUGUUCAAACCACUCCUGCGUCAGCUCAUAAACACACCAUUCAGGAAUCUUCUGGUUUUUGGGGAUGGAUUUCCCAAACUCACACCAAAUAUCUCAGACCAACCACAAACGAGACGGGAGAGAAACGAGAAGACACGUGGUGUAUCUCUGGUUUGUCUGUGUAUUCUGUGUCUAUGAUAGUGUAAAAGCAUUCUGGGGAAGAGUUGAAUGAUAUUUUCAAUGGCUCUAGGUGGCCAGCAUUAGGAAAUGUGUUAUUUUUGUUACAAUACCUCCUGAAAAUAAAGUCUAUUUAUCUGUGAAGAGACAAAGAUUUACAAUAAUACAGAUGACUACAUAGAAAUUAUGACAGAUUUUAAAUGAUGUAAAACAGAUAUAAAUGAAAACAUGUACAGUUCAUUUGGUUUUGAACACGAUACAGAAAUGUAUAUGCGUCAGUAUUGAGUUUGAUUUUAUAUAUUUACCAUUUUAUUACAUUGUAAUGUUGUGACUGCGAUGGAGAAAAAAAAAUAUAAAGGAAUAUAAAUUAA